Lycium ferocissimum is the source of this 1576-nucleotide messenger RNA. Its product is annotated as chloroplast protein FOR GROWTH AND FERTILITY 1. The record is from RefSeq and is a predicted model, not a curated record. The transcript is spliced from 2 exons. Lineage: Eukaryota; Viridiplantae; Streptophyta; Magnoliopsida; Solanales; Solanaceae. Bases 245 to 1351 code for a protein of 368 amino acids.
AAAGAAAGGAUCAAAAGAAGAAAAAAUCCGUGCAAGUAGAAAUGUCUACGUAUCAUCAACUAAUCCCAUACUUUUGCUCCUUCAAUUUCUUCUUCUUCUCUCUCUCUCCUGCAUAAUCUGAAAACCUCUUUCAGAGAUACAGAAAAUAUAGUCCAAAAAUUAGAGCAAACAGACAAAAUAAAACACAGAGUAAAAGAAAUAAGUAGGUGGAAAAGGGGUUAGCAAUUUGUAGCUAUCUAUUGUAAUGGAGAGGCUUAUCUAUACCAAUUCACUUCCCUCUAAACUCCACCUAAAACCCUUUCCUCGUCUCCCUCAACUCCAAUUCUCCUCUACAAGAUUCCCCUCACUUCCACGUGUCGAGUCUCGGAGACCCAAUUCGGUUUCUUGCAAGUGCCUUGACCCGUUUUCAUCUUCCGGGUCGACCCAUUCAUCCAGAUUUGGUGAUGGGCAUUUGGGUAAUUCGUCGACAUCUAAGGAUUUGCCUGAUGGGUCGGGUUCUAAGCCCCAUUUGCUCAAGUGGGUUGCUCAAACUCUAUCUCACCAACGCAAGGUAGUUUCUGCAAGUACAAUAGUCCUACUCUCAGCCAUUCUUGUUAUGCUCCUCCAUCCAGUCAUUGUUUCACCCGCUUUUGCUAGUUUUCCAACUGCAGCUAAGACUGGGGCUCCACUAGUACGUAAUGAACUACUAACAAGCGCAUGGGCUGGUUUUUUUGCUGGUUGCCUUCACACCCUAUCAGGUCCUGACCAUCUCGCUGCUUUGGCUCCUCUCUCUAUAGGCCGUACACGUAUGGAAAGUGCAGCAGUAGGGGCCCUCUGGGGCUGUGGCCAUGAUGCUGGACAAUUAAUCUUCGGCCUAUUAUUUCUUCUCUUAAAGGACCGUCUCCACAUUGAAGUUAUUCGUACAUGGGGGACCAGAGUAGUCGGCUUCACUCUCCUUGUCAUUGGAGCAAUGGGAAUUAAAGAAGCAUCUGAAGUUCCUACACCAUGUGUGGCCCUUGAAAAUGGUGUUGAAGGCAUUGACACCCCCGUUAUUGGGAAGAAGAAAAAGAUAGGGUUAGCAACUUUUGCCACAGGAAUUGUCCACGGUCUUCAACCAGAUGCACUGAUGAUGAUUUUACCCGCACUUGCUUUGCCUUCUCGUGUUGCUGGUGCUGCCUUUUUGGGCAUGUUCUUGGUUGGUACAGUUAUAGCAAUGGGAAGCUAUACUGUCUUUAUAGGCUCGUGUAGUCAGGCAUUGAAGGAUCGGGUUCCUAGAAUAACAGAGAAGCUAACUUGGGCUUCUUCCCUAAUAGCAAUUGGCUUAGGACUUGCUAUUAUCAUCAGUCAAUUUUUUGGUUUUAGCCUAUAUUAGGUCUAAUCCGGCGAUAAAAUUAGUUUACGUUCAGUGUUAGGGGAUGUCGUUUUGAUGAGGAAUUAUGUUUCAAUUGAAGAGAAAUCUUGUAGUAUUUACUUCUAGCGGGGUGGAUGGUAACAUUUGAGUUAUAUAUAUUAUAAAAAUUUGAAGAUUAUCUGCAACUCGUGUGUGUAAAGAUAGGAAUUCACUUGCAUUUGCUUAAGAAAUUAACUGUUUUGUUUA